Messenger RNA from Eublepharis macularius, 3822 nucleotides. It is a transcript of the gene SPRY3, whose product is annotated as sprouty RTK signaling antagonist 3. Gene Ontology annotation, cellular component: membrane; cytosol. The transcript is spliced from 2 exons. NCBI's taxonomy places the organism in Eukaryota, Metazoa, Chordata, Lepidosauria, Squamata, Eublepharidae. The record is from RefSeq and is a predicted model, not a curated record. Gene Ontology annotation, biological process: negative regulation of fibroblast growth factor receptor signaling pathway; negative regulation of Ras protein signal transduction; negative regulation of MAP kinase activity. The coding region runs from base 115 to 1017 and encodes 300 amino acids.
GUGGUUUCGUGGGAAGCUCCGCUCCCGUCGCCCGUCCUAGAGCCUGCCACGCUGGAGCUGCGCCGAGGAUCUUCUGAUGUUCCCUGUUGACUCGAGCCUUCGUCCUUCCCCAGAAUGCCCCACUCUUCCAGCACAGCCGAGCGCAGCCCUGAAGAGAACAUGGACGCCGUGGCCGAGGAGUUCCAACAGGUGCUUUCCAUUGACCAGAUCCGUGCCAUCCGUGCCUCCAAUGACUACGUGGAGAGACCUUCGGCCGCUUUCAAGCCCCCUUCUGUGUCCCAGCAGCAGGGGGCCCACAAGCAGGAGGCGGUUCCGGAGCAGCUGGUGUCCUCCGUUGUCCAGGACCUUCAUCCGCCGCACCCGGGGCUGACUUUCCAGCAGCCCCUGAGCCAUUCCAGCACUGCCAGCUCCAUCUCCCACAGCACCACCACCUCCGAGCAGCGGCUCCUCAGCGGGAUCACGCCCUCGCAUUCUGGGCACUCCCUCGUCCGGACGCAGCCCCGAGCUGGUGACCUGAAACCCGAGGAGCUGCUGAAGGGGGCUGCCGAGAAGCCGCCUUCCUUCCACACGGGCCACCUCUUCAUCUGCGAGGAGUGUGGCCGCUGCAAGUGUGCCCGCUGUGCGGCUGCCCGCAGCCUGCCUUCCUGCUGGCUUUGCAACCAGCGCUGCCUCUGCUCUCCGGAGACCCUCAUUGACUAUGGGACUUGCCUCUGCUGUGUCAAGGGCAUCUUCUACCACUGUUCCUCGGAUGACGAGGACACCUGCGCCGAUGACCCAUGCUCGUGCAGCCCUGGCUCCUGCUGUGCCCGCUGGGUUGCCAUGAGUUUCCUCUCUUUGCUCAUGCCCUGCUUGUGCUGCUACUUUCCAACCUUGGGGUGCCUCAAACUUUGCCAGCGGGGCUACGACACCCUGAAACGGCCUGGCUGCCGCUGCCAGAGCCACACCAAUACGGUCUGUCGGAAGAUCUCCUCGUCCAGCGGGGCAGCCUUCCCCAAGACUUUGGACAAGCCGGUAUGACGCCUCCUUCCUGCCUCACUAAGGGGGAAACUGGCUGUUCUUCAUCUUCUCUUUCAGCUUUUCCUGCUGUGAAAGCCUCUGCCUGGGGACAAAGCACAGAGGCCAAUCACCGAAACCCCCGUUGGGUAGUGAAGCUUGUUCCAUGAUGGAGACCUCUCGUCCUAGUUGAGCUUCAAGGGUUUUGCACAUCUUGCCAAUGGCCACGGGCAGGUGGAAUGGGAAGCUGAAACACACACUAAUGAUCACAGUCAAGGGUGGGAUAGUGAUUUGCUACAGGAUGGCUCAGGAUUCUGACCUCCAGAAUGCCUUAUGAGUUAGGAGCCUGUGGUGGGUCCCAAAAAUUAAUGUUGCACCUGAGCACUGCAACACCUGGGGAAUAAGGCCAUUAUAAUCCCAAGCUUAGGGCUCAUGUUCCACACCUCUUUCUGCCCUGCACAAUUUGCAGAGGGAGGGGGAAGGAGAAGCUUCCAAACCAUAGCGAGCGGAGAUGGCUGCACCAAAUAGAUGUGCUUUUUUGGGUUGACAAGACGGGAAACAGUUGAGGAUGUUUGUCCGGAAAGGGGGGGAGGAAGGUUAAAAGUCACAAGUGUUUAACGGUUUUUGAGGGUGAAUACUUCUUCAGUUGCAUGACGAUGUGAGACAGGCUCAGCCACAAGGUGUGAGGGGUGGGCUUCUACACAGUCUAUUAUCUGAAGCCUCAAGUCUGCUGGGCCCGAAACAAUGCAGGCUCGACCUCCAUCCUUCCUGGGCUUAAUAGGGUAUUGGAUAGCAUGAAACAUCACUGUGGGUCUAGCCAGGGCUAAAGGUAGGCAUUGUCUGCCCCUCCUUGCUUGCCAAAUCACUUCUGUAGCUGAUGCAUUUCUUCCUCUAUCACCAUUCAGAGUAGAGAUUCUCCUUUGAGCACAAUAAGCUGACCCUUUCUUAAAUGUAAGGCAUACCCAGUACCAUAUCCUGCUGUACAGCUAAGCAGCAGCUUCCAACUGCUCAGGGUGACAGUUUUUAACUUGACAGCUGUCGUGUGACAUGGUUUCUCUUGAAAACAGAGAAUGGAGGGAAGGAAAAAUGUACAAUCAUGUGGAAAAUGAUGAUUGCACAUACUCCUGUGACUGAGAAUUGAGCUUCCAAUUUGACGGGGCAGGGAUAAGGGAAAGGCUGGCCGUCUUCCGGAGAGCUCGCUGGGAGGAGCGGAGAGUGUUCUCACCCCUCCUUGUCUAACUGCAAGCACUUUGAUUCCAUUUGACCAGAGGGGGUGGGUGUGUGGGCUCGAUUCUUCUGGGAGGCUUUGCACUAUUGCAUGGAGGGGAAAGCUGACCCUAGUGGAGCAAUUUGGACACUGGUUAACAGGCGUUUCCUUGGGAGUAAGUGGAGGUGGUUCAGAGUCAGAGGUAUAUUCUUCAGGCUGUUGACAAGCCAUAGAUAUUCCCAUUGGGUGGGGGAAAGAGGGUUGAAAAUGUGUGGUUCAGGCACUUUACUGCAUGUGGGUAGACUUUUAUUUUUUUGGCCGGCUCUGCAAAUUCUAGCCUCGUUGAAUGAAAACCUGGUUAAGCUAUAUGUCUUCUGCCCUUCCAGGCUUAAGAAGGAAAGUUCACACACCUGACCCAGACAGCUUGUGAUCUCCCAAACCAAUUUCAGUUCACCAUCCUCCCAGGGGCUUGGUGAUUCUCCUCGCUUUCUGUAGUCCUAGAAAGGCAGCUGAAAGUGACUGAGCUGCUGUAGAACUGUGUUUUUUGUUUAGUGGUGCCUUUGACCCACUGAAGGCUAUCAAGAUAACUCAGCUUCUCGCUUCUUCCUGGCCCCUCUUAAUCUUGGGCAGGGACCCCAUGUGCACACAACCCACUGAUUUGUCUUCAUUUAGAGGUUCCUUUGAUAUAUUUUUGUAUAUAUGAAUGCGGUGGUGGCUUAGGGAUCCUCUCUCGAUUCCUGCUAUGACUGGUGCCAUAUGCAAGGCCUGGCUUCCUGGUACACGUACAAAUGCCAAAGGGCUACCUAAGCUCUGUGUGUGAUGCCAACUUCCAUUGCCAUCUUCUUGCACCGGAGUUCCUAGGAGGUCUUCUCUUUCAAGGAUUUCUUGAGCUGACUUGUAUCAAGUGGGAUCUUGGGGGCCUACCAAAGGUGGGUGUAUUCCAGGCCUGGACUACAACUUGCAGUUUUUGAAUUUCCUAACACGCUGUCAAGAGAUUAGUCUCCUCAAUUUUCAGAUCUCUAAAGAGAAUGCCCCUUCCCUGCCUUAGGUUAGGUCAUGAAUUCUGUUGGGAUCUGAACAAUUGGGGGGGGGGGCUUGUUUAGCUGGAAGCAUCAAAGCAAUGAUCUCCCAGAGGUGCAUUCAGACAACCAGGAGAUGAAACAGCAGCAUAUUUGGCCCUCUGGUAAUGUUAUACUUGUGUUGGCAGUGAAAGGGACACUGUCGGUAUCUCAGCCCAGUGCUGCUGCUGACGAUCAUGCUGCCUGCUUCGCCUCUCCCCCCCACCACCUUUGCUGUCACAAUCAACUUCUUAUCUUCUGUUUGAAGGCCCCCAUCCAUCCAGACACCAGAUGGCUUCUGCUCUGAGCAUUGUCUUCAGAAGGCUCAUCCCCCCCCUCAAGUUCAGCUUUCUGUCCUCUGUAGGUUACCAAAGCAUUCUGUGUGGUGUGCAGAGCCCCGCCAAAAAUUCAGUUCUUCCUCCCCUUUCCAUGCCACUUGCUCCUUAUACACCUUUCAGUCUGUUGUACAUAUAUUUUUUAUCACAUUUACCAUUUUAAAAGGCAAAAGAAUAUUUAUUUGAAAAGUUUAUUUUAAAAGAUUUAAUAAAAGAAAUGCAUCCAAAC